AUGACUAAAACUAAACAAUUUGAAGCCAUUUUAGAAUUUUACCGACCAAAUUCCUCUCCUCUUAACCACAAAAUGUUUUCUCUGAGAAAAUUAGCCUAUUGUGCUUGCAACGAAUUAGAAAAGUUGGGUUACAACUAUAAAGGGACGACGGAAAUCGACGUGAGAAAUUGUUUUCUAAGAGUAUUUAAGUUUUUGAAGGACAAAGGAGAAGAUCUAACCAAUUUUACCACUAUCGACUUGGCUGCGGUUCAGCUGUCGAUUAUCGAAGAUGCUGCUGAGAAUGGUCAUGUGCAGUGCACGUCGAUCGUCGCAAGCCACGGGCACCCACAGUGGACGACACUCACUUGCUGUCUAGCAGCUAUCAACGGACAGCUCGAAUGCCUCCAGUAUGCACGCGAACUGGGAUGUCCGUGGGACGAGGAUGUUUGUAAUUCAGCCGCGUCCAACGACCAACUCGAUUGUCUCAUCUACGCACAUGAAAAUGGAUGUCGUUGGUCUACAAGAACUUGUAGGUUGGCCGCGGAAAACGGCCACCUCAGAAUUUUGCAGUAUUUGUUAAAUAACGGCUGCCCCUCUGACGAGUGUGCGUGCGCCGUCGCGGCGGAAAAAGGCAAUCUUCAUUGUCUAGUGUAUCUCCAUACAAAUGGAUGCGCUUGGAACGAACGGACAUGCCUUAAGGCUGCGAGCAAUGGCAAUUUAGAAUGCUUGCGAUACGCCAGAGAAAAUGGUUGUCCAUGGAACGAGGAUGUUUGCGAGGAAGCGGUGGCCAGAGACCACCUCGAGUGUCUCAUCUAUGCCUACGAUAAUGGAUGUCCUUGGUCUGAAAUAAUUUUGUGGAUGGCCGCGAGGAAUGGCCACAUCCGAAUACUGCAGUAUUUAUUAAAUAACGGCUGCCCUUCUAACCCGGAUGGGGCUGGGGAAUUCCCCAAGUUUGGAAUUUUUAUUUAA
This is a messenger RNA of Acyrthosiphon pisum (pea aphid), 948 nucleotides long. RefSeq lists its product as uncharacterized. The transcript is spliced from 3 exons. The record is from RefSeq and is a predicted model, not a curated record. NCBI's taxonomy places the organism in Eukaryota, Metazoa, Arthropoda, Insecta, Hemiptera, Aphididae. Gene Ontology annotation, molecular function: protein binding. Bases 1 to 948 code for a protein of 315 amino acids.